Bursaphelenchus okinawaensis is the source of this 1772-nucleotide messenger RNA. NCBI's taxonomy places the organism in Eukaryota, Metazoa, Nematoda, Chromadorea, Rhabditida, Aphelenchoididae. The record is from the annotation of a GenBank genome assembly.
AUGAAAUAUUUGGAAAAGUAUAAACUAAGAAAGGCUGAUGUUGUUGUUGAAGAAGCUGUAAGUUUUUUAAUAAUUUUUAUAAAAAAUUGUAAAAUCACACCUUAUUAGAAUGAAAACGGGCUCACUAUGGCCUCUCUAGAUUAGUUCUGGGACAGCUUAAGCCUAGCCGAAGAAAAUUAGAAAAGAGCUAUGCACAUGCUGGCCGAAGGCCAGGCCAAACCAAAGCCACAAAGAUCAAGCUUCGGUCUCGCAACAAAAUAUUUGUCUAACAAAAAAGUCCGGAAAACUUUUACAGGGGUACUACGCUGAUCAUAACAAGAGUUUUGUUAAAAUAAAAAGUCGAUACGAAUAAUGAAAGCAAUUCAAUUUUAGUCCAACUUCCCAUACGAUAUGGUUGUGGUUAUUGGAACAGACAAUUUCUAUUGGAAGUCGGCUCGAGUGGUCAUUCAUCAAGUUCGAAAAUACUUUGGCAAUGGAACAAAAAUCAUAUUUUAUGAUCUCGAAAAUAUUGGAGAGAAAUACGUAAGCUACAGUAAAUUAAGGACCAGUUAUAAUAUUAAUAAUAACUAGGACAAUAAUGUUAUGUUUUAGAAAGAAGAACUUGAAGGUAUUUGUAAUAUUGAAUACAGAUACUUUAAUCUCAGUCGGAUGCCAGAAGAUGUUCGCAAACUGAAGAUUUUUUCAUGGAAAAUCUUUAUGUUGGCUGUAAGUUUAUAUAAUAAAAUACUUUUCUUUCCCCCACAUCUCUUCGAUCUAUAUUUUACAUUUUAUAAUACGGUUGUCUAAAAUUGCUUUUUUCCUUACUGCCUUUUACAAAAAAAUGCCCUUUUAGGACGUCUUCCGUGAGUAUAACAACAUAAUGUACAUGGACUCUUCAAUUUUCAUCAAAACCAACGCCUUCUACACUUAUUUCCAAAUGAUGCAUGAAAAGAAGAUAGUCCCAGUCCACUUGAGUGGCAUAACCAGUCAUGGCAUUCGAUUUGCUACACAUCCACACAUGUACAAGUACAUACCGUUUGAUCAAAACAUAGCCAGAAGGCAAGACAAAAUGCUGGAAGCCAACUUUAUUCUAAUGCAGAGAACUGAGCGGACAAAGGAGCUACUGAAGUGGGCUGUGUUGUGUGCUGCUGUUAGGGAUUGCAUUGAUCCGAUUGGUAAGUUUCUUGGGUAUUUUUGGCCUUUUUACUUGAAAAAGGUUGUUUUGUAGGUUUAUAUGUAUUAAACUGUAAUUAUUUCAACGGUUUAAUGAUUUUCGAUAUUUUGUAGGAGCAAAAAUAACUUGUCCAAUGCCGGACAACAAAGGAUGGAUCGCUGCUUGUAACCGCCAAGAUCAAAGCGUGCUUAAUCUUUUAGUUUUCAACCUAGAAGAAGAAAUGAAUAUUAAUGGUAAGUAUAAGUUUUAAAGGCGUUGAAAAAGACUUUUGGCAUCAAGUCUAGAGGCUUCGUUUAAGUUAUGUUCUUUUUAAUGACAUGAUUUGAACAAUAUGUCGAUGACUUGAACAAGCAUGUUUUGAACAUCAUCACACUUUAAAACUUUAUACCAUGCUUAUCAUAACGUAAAGUAUAAGUUUUAAUAUAGCAAUGAGCAAUCCCCUUCACCAGCUACUCAACAAUAACUAUUAUGAUAAUUUACUCAAAUGUAAAUCCUCUUUACAGGCCCCAACGUGUUGACGCAUUUUAACAAAGAACACCCCAAAAACAAAAAGAAUCGUCAUGACACAAGGCGGAAACAGAGCACAAAAGAGGUCAUUACCCAGUGCAAAAAAUCAUAA